Messenger RNA from Chelonia mydas (Green sea turtle), 1931 nucleotides. RefSeq names its product histone acetyltransferase 1 (gene HAT1). The coding region runs from base 447 to 1673 and encodes 408 amino acids. NCBI's taxonomy places the organism in Eukaryota, Metazoa, Chordata, Testudines, Cheloniidae. The transcript is spliced from 11 exons. Gene Ontology annotation, molecular function: histone H4 acetyltransferase activity; histone binding. Gene Ontology annotation, biological process: subtelomeric heterochromatin formation. The record is from RefSeq and is a predicted model, not a curated record. Gene Ontology annotation, cellular component: nucleus.
UGUUUGGGUUUGUGCCAUUAGACAGCUGGCAGCCCGUCUCUACAUGAGCAUGGAGCUGAAGCCACAGGGACCAAGAGAGCCAGGAGCUGGGAGCAGGCCAAGCCACAGGGAUUAGGCAACAGGCCCUGGGCUGGCAGGGAGCUGGAGGUCUUGAAUCGGGGGGGAGGAGGGGGAAGGUGGAGACUAGAGGGAGGCGGGCUUAUGCAAAUGAGCCACUAACUCUGUAAAAAACACAGCGUCCCCAAUAACAAGGGACAGUUCGUUACCAUGCCACGGGAGUGUACAGAGCAUGCGCGCUAUCUGUAGCUGCCUGUUCCCUUCCCCCCUUUGCGCACCGUAGCUGUCGGCGAGCGGAAGCGCGUGGCUAUGUUCUCACGUCCGGUGUGUGGGCGCGCGGGUUGAUUCGGUCUGUGUCCGGGUGACUUGGCUGCUGCCGCUGCUCCCAAAUGGCGGGGCUCAGUGCUAUGGAGAAGAAGUUGGCUGAGUUCAAGUGUAAUACAAAUGAAGCAAUUCAGCUGAAAUUAGUUCGUUUUCCUGAGGAUCUGGAAGAUGACAGCACAACAUUUAAUCCAGAGUACAGUCAUCAAGUGUUCGGGGAUGAUGAAGUUGCCUUCGGUUACAAGGGUCUGAAGAUCCUUUUGUACUACAAUGCUGGUAACCUGUCAACACUUUUCCGCAUCGAGUAUACAUCUAAAGUUAAUGAAAACUUUGACUGUGUGGAGGCAGAUGAUGUAGAAAGCAAAAUUAGAAAAAUCAUCCCUCCUGGGUUUUGCACAAGCACAGAUGACUUUGUGUCUUUGCUGGAAAAGGAGGUUAAUUUUAAGCCCUUUGGAACGUUACUACACACAUAUUCAGUUCAUAAUGAGGAAGCAGGAGAAGACAUAACGUAUCAGAUAUAUCAGGCUGACAUGACAUGUCCAGGCUUUCGAGAAUAUCAUGAAAGGCUUCAAACCUUCUUGAUGUGGUUUAUUGAAACUGCUAGCUUUAUUGACGUGGAUGAUGAAAGAUGGAACUACUUUCUAGUAUUUGAGAAGUAUAAUAAGGAUGGAGCUACGCUCUUUGCGACCGUAGGCUACAUGACAGUCUAUAAUUACUAUGUGUACCCAGACAAAACCCGGCCACGUGUAAGCCAGAUGCUGAUAUUGCCACCAUUCCAAGGAGAAGGCCAUGGUGCUCAGCUUUUUGAAACUGUACAUAGAUACUAUAUGUCUUCUCCAACGGUGCUUGAUAUAACAGCUGAAGAUCCAUCUGAAAACUAUGUGAAACUCAGAGACUUUGUACUUGUGAAGCUCUGCCAAGAUCUGCCUUGCUUUUCCUCAGAGAAGCUAAUGCAAGGAUUCAGUCAAGAAAUGGUGACAGAGGCUCAACAGAAACUGAAAAUAAAUAAGCAACACACAAGACGGGUUUAUGAAAUUCUCCGAUUGCGUGCAACAGACAUGGGUGAUCCAGAACAGUCCAGAGGCUAUAGGUUGGACAUCAAAAAAAGAUUGAUUGGCCCAUAUAAGAAAAAGCAAAGAGAACUUGCCAAGAUGAGAAGAUGUCUGAGACCAGAGGAGUUGACGAACCAGUUGAACCAAAUAGACCUAAAUAUGCAGCAUGAACAGUUAGAAGAGAGCUUCCAGCAACUUGUUUCAGAUUACCGAAGGGUCCUAGAACGACUUGCUCAAGCAUGAGAAUUCUACCUUUCUGUACAGGAAACUUGCAGAUUUCUAUACAUUGUGUUGUGAAGCACAUCCAUAAUUGCUACUUAAUUGCAAAAUCUCAUGUGACGUUUUAAUCACAUUUAAGAUGACUUUUUGUGUGUUUUUUUUUUUCUGUGCAUUUUGAAUAUUUUCUAUUUUUGUGCUGUAGAUUUAAAGAUGGUUGUAUUUAGGUUUUGGGGCACUUAUUGCUUAAAUAAACAAGAAUGUAGAUUCUGAGAUGCACUAUCA